This is a messenger RNA of Solanum lycopersicum (tomato), 1411 nucleotides long. RefSeq lists its product as uncharacterized. The record is from RefSeq and is a predicted model, not a curated record. Lineage: Eukaryota; Viridiplantae; Streptophyta; Magnoliopsida; Solanales; Solanaceae.
AGAAAAAUCUGGACUUGUGAGAAGAAUCUACAAGCUUCCGUCAUUCUUUCUAUAACUGAAAUUCCCAACCUCUUUCUUCUUUCACUUCCAUUAACCUAGCUCUCAAUUCUAUACCUAACAAUACUCUUGUUGGUGCUCUGAUCGAUCGUUUGAGAAGUAGGUAGGUUUGUGCAAAGUGAUCUCUGAUAGCUUUUUAGGGUUUUCUUUUGGACGCAAGAGGAAUAUGAAGCCAUACUAUACAUUGAAGAUGAAGAGGAAGGAUUUGGAAGAUGUUAAUGAUGAAUUCUCUGAUUUUUCACUUUCCUCUCCCGCCAGAAAAAUUCGUCGACUGGAUGCGGUGUUGCCUCCCAUAAUAGAAGAGGUUGAAGAACCAGAGAUUCCUAUAGCUUUUGAGCAAGCAACAACUUAUCCCAGCUUCGGAAGCAAUGCAGUAAAGAGGGGUCUAGUAAUUGAGGAACUGCCAAGUGUGCCCGCGAAUGAAGAGAGGGCAAUUGUGCUAUUCAAGCCUAUGAACACACAGCCUAUGCAUUCCCCUUCUAAUUUCUCCGUUAAAGUGGAUCCCCAGUUUCUUAAUGGUUUCAAAAGUCAAGUCUUCUGGGAUAACACAGCAAAUGCAUUUAGACUAGUUGAUGCUAAUGAAGCAGCGCAACAGGACGACUCUAGUUCUGCGAAAGAAUGUCUGGCAGUUGUUCCUUGGGUUCCAUCUCAAUUUCCUUCUGCAGCAGAAGCUGAAAUCCUUAGUCAACCUGAUGUUUCAGAUAUGAUGGAUGCUGAAGAUAUGGAAGGAGUAGCUAUGGAUAUUGAAGAUAACAGUGUGGAUGUUGAACCAAGAAUUGCAGUCGAUGCUGGUGCAGUUAGUGUAAAUGAUGGUUUGCAUCAUUGGCAGCAACAGCAUUGUAUGACUACGACUCAACCGCCUCAGAACACAUCAACACCGAUUCCCUGGUACAGUAACUGGCAUAAGGAUUAGGAUGUUAUAAUUACUGUUAGAACUCUUGAUGGGUCUCCUCUUGCAAUUAAGCAUCGGCUAGGUAAAAGAGGGUGAAGUAAGUACUAGAUAAAAGUAGUAGAUUGCGGGUUGAAAAGGUUUGGGAGGCCGUUGUUUUAAAAGUCACUGUCAUGGCAUCUAAUAUGUCGAUGGAUGAGCUGCUUAUAGUUUUCUAAUGUCUCAGCUCAACAUAAAAAUGCAAAUCAUUACCAUGUCUUGGAUAUGAUUUUUUCUUUAUUAUGCCUAAUUUUGGUUACACUGGGAGAUUCUGGAAUGGAAAAUAGUCACUUUGGGAAUGAAAUUGUUCAAGACAAGUCAUAUGAAAGAACGUAUGCUGUUUGUUGACAAGUUCGUUAUAAAAUUAUUUUGAGAGUUUGUAGUCACAAAAAGAAAUAUGGAAAUAUGUGAUUUGCUAUUGUUCGA